Messenger RNA from Mycetomoellerius zeteki, 1208 nucleotides. It is a transcript of the gene gt, whose product is annotated as transcription factor giant. The coding region runs from base 81 to 1208 and encodes 375 amino acids. Gene Ontology annotation, biological process: regulation of transcription by RNA polymerase II. The record is from RefSeq and is a predicted model, not a curated record. The transcript is spliced from 2 exons. Gene Ontology annotation, cellular component: nucleus. Lineage: Eukaryota; Metazoa; Arthropoda; Insecta; Hymenoptera; Formicidae. Gene Ontology annotation, molecular function: RNA polymerase II cis-regulatory region sequence-specific DNA binding; DNA-binding transcription factor activity, RNA polymerase II-specific.
AACGAGCAUAUUGUAAGUGUUGUGCUACCAGUGAUUUCAAUGUAACCUUGGAUUAAACUUGGAUUAUUAGCUAAUUAUAAAUGAUGGAAAACUAUUACAAAGGACAUAACGAAAGUCGUUUUGAACAUUUGUUUGAGCAAAAGGAUAACUCAGACUUUAAUACGUUGGUUCUGGAUCUAUCAUGCAAGAAGCGCGUGACGUCUACAUUGUCCGAAGUCGGAAUAAUUCAACCCAAUGGCUUAUCGCAAACUUUGCCUUCAGCAAAGAAACAAAAGUAUCAAGAAAUACAGAUACCUUUUCUAGAUGAAAAUACACAGACUCCCAUCGCGGACGAAAUAAUUCAAUCCAUUGGCUUAUCGCAAACUUUGCCUUCAGCAACGAAGCAAAAAUAUCAAGAAAUACAGAUACCUUUUCUAAAUGAAAAUACACAGACUCCCAUCGCGGGCAGUAGUGCCAUGCUAUCACCAUAUUCUGAGUCAAACUCACCGAAAGAGGUGAAGGAUUCUGUGGACUACCAUGAAAAUAGUAACCAAUUGAAACAUACUGUGCCAUUAACAAGUACGCAUAAUGUUACUCCAGAAGUAACAAUGGUAGCGCCUCAGCAGCCGUCGCUACUUGCAUUCCCGAACGAAACCAUGAAUAUUCCCGUAGUACCAAAAAUGUAUUUACCGUAUAUAGAAACACCGCAAUCUUUUAUAACAAAUAAUGAAAUCAGAAGAAUCGUUUCGAUGCCAGCAGAAUGCUCGACGUCGGAUACGAAACCAUCAACGUCUUCGGAUGCUACGAAGAAAACACCAAGACCUUUCAAGGCCUACCCGAACAAUUUUUUGACUAUUUUUAAUACUGUUGAUCACAAUUCGAAUGAGAACUAUGCAAAGUUCCGUCAGAUGAUACUUGAAAACAUUAAAAAAAUAAACAAAAAUACAUCGAAUCCUAAAAUGCGUCGACUAUCCAAGUCUGCUAGCAGUCCUGGAUUGCCUACUAGUACCGUCGAUGAGAAAGGUGCUAUUUAUUGGGAAAGAAGAAAAAAAAAUAACGAAGCAGCGAAGCGUUCCAGAGAUGCUCGAAGGGCUAAGGAAGACGAGCUCGCAAUCCGAACUAGUUUCCUCGAAUACGAGAAUGCGCAACUGAGGAUGGAAGUACAGAGACUCAGGAUGGAGACACAAAGACUCAGGAUGGAGGCACAAAGACAUAUUUAUAUACAAUAA